AUGAUGAACUUCUUUUCCAAAAAUCAGCCGUCGGCGCACGAGCAGCAGGACCGUCCACGGUCGACGGCAAACGGCUUCUUUCCAAGCUUCACUCACACGGCCACCCCGACGACGGCGCUCAGCGAGAACUCCUAUGCUAUCGGCACUACGGGCCUCAACGCGGGCAAACAGGAAAACGUGUUGACUCACAUGAAAGAAAUUAACCGUCAGGACUCGUACCAGAACGACCACAGUCAGCCGCCUCAGCAGAUAUUCCCACAGACGUCUUCCCACCAGUCACACACACUCAAGGACCAUCUGACUGUGACCAAGCCCCCCCCGGCCGUCCCCCCCAUGGCGCCCGAAAACGCCGACAAGAGUGCAUCGGACUCAAAUAUGCCGCGGGGCAAGCUAAAGGUGACGAUAGUGAAGGCAAAGGACUUGCUCACGAGCUCCGACCAGACACAGCCGUACGUCGUGUGUACUUACGAGAGCUCGGAAUUCAUCUCCGAUGGUCCAGAGUCUAUUGACCAUACGCAAAGAACGCAUAAUGCCCGUUGGGGGAAUAGGAUGGCGGCUAAUGAGAAGAACGUGCGGCCGCUAUACACAAGGCAAUCCUCCUCGCAGCUGGACAAGCUUGCGGCGCACCACAACUAUAAUACCACUUCCUCUAACCCCGUGUGGCAUCACGAAACGACCUUUGACGUCAUCGGUGCACGUUCAGAGUUGGAGAUUUCUGUUUAUGAUGCCGCCCAUGGUGAUGUGUUCUUGGGCCAGGUUCGCCUCCGGCCCAAUACACACACCAAACACGACGUUCAUAACCAGUGGUCGAAACUAAACGGUCGAACCGUUGGAGAGUCGGUAUCCGGUGAGAUACUUGUCCGGUGGGAGUACUGGCAUACCGAAAAGCGGCACUACGGUCCGCAAGACUUCGAGGUGUUGCGACUUUUGGGUAAGGGAACAUUCGGUCAGGUCUACCAGGUACGUAAGAAGGACACAAAGAGGAUAUAUGCGAUGAAGGUAUUGUCUAAAAAGGUGAUUGUCAAGAAAAACGAGAUUGCACAUACUAUUGGUGAGCGCAACAUCCUCGUUCGUACUGCUUCAAAGUCGUGUCCCUUCAUUGUUGGUUUGAAAUUUUCUUUUCAAACGCCCACAGACUUAUACUUGGUGACUGACUUCCUGAGCGGUGGUGAGCUUUUCUGGCACCUUCAGAAAGAAGGUCGGUUCACGGAGGAGCGGGCAAAGUUCUACAUUGCCGAGUUGGUGCUUGCGUUGGAAUACCUUCACGAUAAUGAUAUCGUGUACCGCGACCUCAAGCCAGAAAACAUCCUUUUAGACGCCAACGGCAAUAUCGCACUAUGUGACUUCGGCCUCUCAAAAGCGGACCUAAAGGAUCGCACCAAUACGUUCUGCGGUACCACCGAGUAUCUAGCGCCCGAGCUGCUGCUCGAUGAGACCGGCUACACGAAAAUGGUUGACUUCUGGUCGCUGGGCGUCUUGAUAUUCGAGAUGUGCUGUGGCUGGUCGCCUUUUUUUGCAGAGGACAACCAGAAGAUGUACCAGAAGAUUGCGUUUGGCAAGGUCAAAUUCCCCAGGGACGUGCUAUCGCCGGAAGGUCGCUCCUUUGUCAAGGGCCUUUUGAACCGCAAUCCCAAGCACCGCCUCGGUGCGGUCAACGACGGCGCAGAGGUCCGCGCCCACCCCUUUCUCAGCGACAUCGAUUGGGAAGCGUUGCGCAACAAGCAGAUCCCGCCGCCCUUCAAGCCGCAUCUAACCUCUGAGACGGAUACCUCCAACUUCGACCCAGAGUUCACCCAGACGUCCACCUCUUUCAUGAACAAACAGCCAAUUGCAGCCACACCGCUCUCGCCAGCCAUGCAGGCCAAGUUUGCCGGCUUUACAUUUGUCGAUGAGUCCGCUAUCGAGGAGCACAACGCAAACUACAACUCCCGCAAGUUUCUGCAAAAUUCCUACUUUAUGGAACCCGGCUCUUUCAUUCCUGGCGACCCCACAAUGCCGCCUGCAGAGGACGUCAUCGAGGAUGGCGACGACGACAGCAUGGACCUUGCCAGCAAGGGCAACACCGACCACCUGCAGCCAGACUACAAUGACCACCAUAUGGACGACGAUUUUGUAAGCGGCCGCUUUGAGAUUUGA
Messenger RNA from Eremothecium gossypii ATCC 10895, 2136 nucleotides. It is a transcript of the gene SCH9, whose product is annotated as serine/threonine protein kinase SCH9. Bases 1 to 2136 code for a protein of 711 amino acids. NCBI's taxonomy places the organism in Eukaryota, Fungi, Ascomycota, Saccharomycetes, Saccharomycetales, Saccharomycetaceae. Gene Ontology annotation, molecular function: ATP binding; protein serine/threonine kinase activity. The transcript has a single exon. Gene Ontology annotation, biological process: protein phosphorylation. The record is from RefSeq and is marked provisional.